AUGGGAUGCCGACUCUCGCGCACAGAUUCUCUAGACAGGAUCGACGCGAAGGACCCGCAGGCGACCACGGCCCUACACCCGGCCAAAGCUGCCACCAGCGAGAAGCGGACGAACGGGAGCAGCGUGCUGACGAGGCGAGACACCCCGCAGAGUCUGCCGCUCCAGGAGGCCAAGAAGGACCCGACGGAUCGUGGCGUAAAUGGAAUCGUUCCCGGUGUCGUCAGCACGAAGCCGAUCGCGGAAGUGGAAAGUGCCAGCCAAGCCGACUUCUUCCGGAUGUUGGACGAGAAGAUUGCUCACGGCAUCGAGCUAGAAGAGACUCCAUCCGAAGCC
This is a messenger RNA of Mesorhabditis spiculigera, 333 nucleotides long. The record is from the annotation of a GenBank genome assembly. Lineage: Eukaryota; Metazoa; Nematoda; Chromadorea; Rhabditida; Rhabditidae.